GUCACAUCCCACACCACACAACAUCUACUCAUCGUUAUUUAACUUCAAAAUCUCCUCGAAAACAGCAGAUUAUGAAGGAACUAUAUAAGGAAUUUGGUGGGGCUGUUUUCAAAAGUGCCAUUGUUGUCGAUGUUGUAUGCCCUGCUGAUAAGAAAGACGUGACACAAGUCAUGAAUCUCUUAAACCGCCAGGGUAUCACAUCUGGAAACAGUAUCAAAGGGUGGCCUCGUGGCAAAAGAGCUAAACAGGAAGUCCCGUAUUAUGCACCUUUCGCCAGGAUUCUCAACACCAUCGUUGAGACCUUUGAGUCUUUUGACUCAGAGAAUCGGUACUACCGUGGAAUACGAUUCUACCCAUACGCCAAGGUCAUGUUAAAUGGCACUACAAAUUCAUUUAAACCCGACAUCGUGUCCCUUUUUAGCAAAAAGGAAAGCAUUUCGCACAACGUAUCUGGGACGAAGUUGUUUUUACCUUUGAGGUGAAGA
Messenger RNA from Serpula lacrymans var. lacrymans S7.9, 485 nucleotides. RefSeq lists its product as uncharacterized. NCBI's taxonomy places the organism in Eukaryota, Fungi, Basidiomycota, Agaricomycetes, Boletales, Serpulaceae. The transcript has a single exon. Bases 72 to 482 code for a protein of 136 amino acids. The record is from RefSeq and is a predicted model, not a curated record.